This is a messenger RNA of Tetrahymena thermophila SB210, 1134 nucleotides long. RefSeq names its product protein kinase. Gene Ontology annotation, molecular function: ATP binding; protein kinase activity. NCBI's taxonomy places the organism in Eukaryota, Ciliophora, Oligohymenophorea, Hymenostomatida, Tetrahymenidae. Gene Ontology annotation, biological process: protein phosphorylation. The record is from RefSeq and is a predicted model, not a curated record. The transcript has 4 exons.
AUGCAACAAAAAACACUAUUACAGAUUUUGCAGUAGAACUUAGAGUUAGAGUGUUUCUAAAAAUUUAAGCUAUUUAAAAAUAUUUGCUCUUAAAUAUUGCUAAUUCAUUAUUAGAAUAAAGCUUACAAAUAUCUUUGCCCUGAAAACAUCUUUGUUGAUGACAAUAUGAAUGUAACUCUGAGAGAAUUUAAUGAUGACUCUAAUGUUUAAAGUGAGCACUAAGACUGGCUUUUUUAAAGUCCUGAACUAUAAAUGUCAUUUAAAGAUUCUUAAAAUAGCUCAAUUACAUAAAAAACUGACAUCUGGUCUAUAGGGUUGUUACUUAAUGUUGUUUUUACUUUGAAAAAUUUAAUUUCAAUGAGAGGAAGGAUAGGUUUUUCUAAAAAUUCAGAAUAUUUUUUCGAAAUAAUUCCCAUAUGCAUGAAAAUAAAACCUGAAGAUCGUCCUAGUUGCUUUGAAUUAGUAUCCUUUUUAGAAGAUUUUGAAAAUAAAUACUUAAAAUUGCAUCUAAAUGAAAUGAAAUAAGCUCAUGAAAGCUUUAAAAGAGAAAGAUAAAUUUCUUCAACAAUUAAAAUAUAGAAAUUAGAUCUCAUAGAAAAUGAUGACGAGUUAGAAAUUAGAGGAAAUAAUAUUGAGUUAGAAGAUUUAAAGUUAGAAUAUAAAAAUUUUUCUUUUCAUGCCAAAUCAAAGAAUAGUAAUGAACACUUGUAUCUUUAAAUAUAAGAUAGACCUUUGAAGCUUAGUUAAAAUAAAAUUAUUAAAGUUGAUGAUUAUGAGAUUCAAGUAUCCAACUUAGAUAAUUAAGAAGGAAUAAUUACAUUAAAAACUACUUAAGAAAAUGUUUCGUUUGAAAGCUCUUUUAAAAUCUAAAAUGGUCAAUAUAUAACUAUUGGUCCAGACCAGGAUGAUCAAAUCCAUCUAUUUGGUUUAAAUAAUGAUAGUUCACUAAAAAUUGAAAAAUUGAUAGAUGGGUUUUAUAUUGUAUAAUAAAGUAGCUUAACUGAUAGCAGUAGUAGUCUAAGCUCAACUGACAGUGGAAGAGUUUACUUAAAACUUGAACAUGAUACUCCUAUCUAAAAUCAAAGCAUCAUUUGCAGUGAAACUCAAAGAUAUUUUAUUAAAUAAAUUUGCUGA